This is a messenger RNA of Trematomus bernacchii (emerald rockcod), 1207 nucleotides long. RefSeq names its product chondroadherin-like protein. Gene Ontology annotation, molecular function: protein binding. Bases 1 to 1059 code for a protein of 352 amino acids. NCBI's taxonomy places the organism in Eukaryota, Metazoa, Chordata, Actinopteri, Perciformes, Nototheniidae. Gene Ontology annotation, cellular component: plasma membrane. The record is from RefSeq and is a predicted model, not a curated record. The transcript is spliced from 2 exons.
AUGGCCGUCAGCUGCUCGGUGCUCUUGGUGCUGCCCCUCCUCCUCCCCCCGGGGCUGGGCUUCAGGCUGUGUCCCAGCCCCUGCCUCUGCUACCAGUCCUCUGACCUGGUGGACUGCCGUGCCCGGGCCCUGGUCCGUGUCCCCCCCAGCGUCCCCCACGGCACCUGGCUGCUGGACCUGAGGGGGAACUCUCUGACCGAGGUGCACAGCAGGUCCUUCGUGGGGCUGUGGUCUCUGAGGAUCCUUCUGAUGUCCAACAACAGCAUCCAGACCCUGCAGCCACAGUCUCUGUCGUCCCUUCAGUUCCUGGAGAAGCUGGACUUGAGCUUCAACCAGCUGCGAGGGCUCCCUCCAGACUUCUCCCAGAGCCUGUCCUCCCUGAAGGAGCUGCAGCUGGACCACAACCUUCUGCUGCACCUCCACUCCUCCUCCCUGAGGGAUUUAGAAAACCUCAGGAAACUGGACCUCAGUUAUAAUUGCAUCUGGACCAUCGAUGUGGGGGCUUUCAGCAGCCUGACCCACCUGAGCGUCCUGAGCCUGGAGGGGAACCGGCUGAACGCUCUGACUGACGGGCUGCUGAGCCGGCAGCAGAGCCUGGAGGUUCUGCUGCUCAGCCACAACAACAUCUCCCUGAUCCAGACCCAGGCUCUGGCCCCUCUGCGCAGUCUGACCCUGCUGAGUCUCCGGGGGAACCAGCUGGAGCACAUCCGGUUCAAGACCUUCCUGAAGCUCCAGACCACCUCCACCCACCUCCAGAUGUCCCUCAACCGCUGGACCUGUGACUGCGAACUGCAGCGGGACUUCUCCAAGAUCAGUUACGUUCGACACCUGCAUGUGGACGACUACCAGGACAUCGUGUGCCACGCUCCGGAGCAGCAUGCCGGGAGCUCCCUGGCCUCCAUGGACAGCCAGCUGUGUAUCGCUGAGACAGCGUCCAUGCUCGUCAUCACCAUCACCGUGAUGCUGGCUGUCAUCGGGGCGCUGGUCAAAGCCGAGCGCAACAGCAAGAAGAACGUGCAAACUGUGACUGAGGAUGACUCAGAGAGACCAGAGAACUGAAUUUGACUUCUUUAUUUUGACCUUGCUCGCUCCUCUGCUCCUCUGCGAGGUAUCCCACACUUCUCCAUUCUUAUGCCUAGUAAGGAGCAUCCAGAGGACCCACUUCCCUUAAAUAUUUUAAUCACGUUUACAGCUUUCUUUUGUUCAC